Salvelinus fontinalis (brook trout) is the source of this 7226-nucleotide messenger RNA. RefSeq names its product zinc finger and SCAN domain-containing protein 12-like. Bases 2357 to 3535 code for a protein of 392 amino acids. The transcript is spliced from 4 exons. Gene Ontology annotation, molecular function: DNA-binding transcription factor activity; RNA polymerase II cis-regulatory region sequence-specific DNA binding. The record is from RefSeq and is a predicted model, not a curated record. Lineage: Eukaryota; Metazoa; Chordata; Actinopteri; Salmoniformes; Salmonidae. Gene Ontology annotation, biological process: regulation of transcription by RNA polymerase II.
GGAGCUCUCAGAACGUUCAGACAGAACUACACUGGGAGAAGGAGGAGCUCUCAGAACGUUUAGACAGAACUACACUGGGAGAAGGAGGAGCUCUCAGAACGUUCAGACAGAACUACACUGGGAGAAGGAGGAGCUCUCAGAACGUUCAGACAGAACUACACUGGGAGAAGGAGGAGCUCUCAGAACGUUCAGACAGAACUACACUGGGAGAAGGAGGAGCUCUCAGAACGUUCAGACAGAACUACACUGGGAGAAGGAGGAGCUCUCAGAACGUUCAGACAGAACUACACUGGGAGAAGGAGGAGCUCUCAGAACGUUCAGACAGAACUGCACUGGACCAACUCAACAGUACAGUAAUACGGCUCUGACACCACCCAGUCCCCCCUUUUUAUUUAUUCUUAUCAUUAAUGCCCAUGACAUUUAUACAUGUACAUUACUUUUGUUAAUAGCACAGUUCUUGUUAAGUUCUCUUGGUAGAGAUGUUACCUUAAAAGGUAACAGGCUUAUCCUGUUUUAGGUCAGUGAGUUGGCUUUUAUGAAACAGCUAAAUUGUUUAUUUGACACUUUGCCAAAUUAAAUCUCUUCAAAUGCAAUAGUGUCCAAAUUAAAAUAGCCAAAAAAAGGGCGCUAAAACAUGAUGCAAUAGAUCUUCGGGCUCCACUGGGAAGAGGUGAGGCUAAAUGUAAGAUCAGAGCCUUUUUGAUAGAUCUGGAAGAGAGUGUUACUAGGUCAACGGGGGAAUGUCCUCCUAGGGCUUAUUCAGAUUAUUUUGGUGUGUCCUCUGGGGCAGAAGAAGUGUGCUUUGCGCCUCAAAAAGACAUUUGAAUGUAAUGUUUUGUGCACGGAUUUCCAACGCAGGGUGCCUGUCAACGAGGUUAUCUCUAGGGUUGCGCAUGCAGAUUAUUAAUUCUUAUUUAACUAGGCAAGUCAGUUAAGAACAAAUUCUUAUUUUCAAUGACAGCCUAGGAACAGAAGGUUUAACAGUGCCUUGUUCAGGGGCAGAACGACAGAUUUUUACCUUGUCAGCUCGGGGAUUCGAUCUUGCAACCUUUUGGUUAUUAGUUCAAAGCUCUAACCACUAGGCUACCCAGCCGAGGAAGUAGGUGAAGUGAUUGGUGCACGUCAACUGACGGGUAUGGUGGAUGGAGUAAGGAAAUUGACUUCAUCCAUACUACUGUUCUUCGAUGAAAAGUCUCUCCCUUCUCAUGUAAAGUUAGGAUUUGUGAUAUAUCCUGUAAGAGCUUUUGUGCACAAACCCCUCUAGUGUCAUAAAUGCAAAAAGAUUUGGUCACGUGUCAAGUGUAUGCAAACGGGAAGAAUAUCGUAUGCCAGCUGAGGUAAUGCUACAACUGUAAAGGGCGAACAUUCACCUUCAUUUCCCGGAUUGUCCAGUUAGGGGGAAGGAGUCAGAGGUGGCAAGAGUGAGGGAUGUCCAGUGUGUCUCCUAUCUGGAGGCGGUGAGAAGAGUGGAAGGGGCGAGUGGCGUUGAAGACGCAAUGGUAAUAGAGCCUGCACCAGUGAAUGUUUCUCGGCAACCAAGGGAUCCUGAUAUAUUGCACGUGAAAAAGUUGGUCUUUGUAGCAUUUAGUGCCUCCUCAUAAACUACGCAAGACAUAACAAAGAAGAAAUCAGAGAACAUUUUAGUCAUUGUUAGGGCAUACAGAACGUUCUUUUGUGACUCUGGAGUUUACAGCCGAGGCCUUGCAAGAAAUCCUAUCACAGAAUGUUCUGUCCUCACAGGCCACUGAGCCGUUGUCAGGAUGUGACUUGAAUUGGACUGUGACAGACGGAGUAGGAUAGGUUUUUAAUGUUUAUUUUCCAACAAUUGAGUUUUUUUCCUUCUAUCGUUUACCACUCGUACAGUAGGUGGCGGCAUGCACCUAACACUUGUUUGCGGACCGCCAUAACGUCGAAGAAGAAGAACAACAACAAUGCCAGUCAAAGCGGAAGUUGCUACCUUGCAAGAGAGUAGCUGAAACGUUCGUGCUUGUAGCCUACUAUAAAUAUAUCCUAUUUUCAAUCUCCAAAAUGCAACAGCCACAGGACAACUUUGUUUGAAAGUCAUAAAGGAUCAUUAGCCCAAACCGACGAGAUAAAGCUAGCUAGCUACCUCAUUUUCCACGUGGAAAAAAAGGAGGACAGGGACUUGCUAGCUACGUUAGCUUGCUAGCUAGCUGGCUUUUCUACAAGGAAUUUGUGUCCAUAUGACCGAGUGUUGGACCAAACAGCGAGUUGGAACUGCUUUGUCAGCGACGAAGAAGUGAUCUCUCAUCUUUGUUGUUGUCAUCUAAAGUGUAUGGGCUUCCUGCUGUCUUGCCAUUGACGGCAUUGUCAUUGUUCCCACCAGCAGGACAACAUGAGUGGAGAGAAGGAAGCAUUGCUGGAAGAAAUUGAACAGAGUUUACACCCUCUAACGGAGGAUCAUUUACGAUACCUGUGUAACCGCUGUGGAAUAGAUGGCUCCCAAGUUACAGGAAAGAACCAUCGCUCGUUGCGACGUAAAAUCAUGGAGGAAAUGUGGGUAAAUGCAGAUUCGGUCAAAUCGGAGGAGCAGGGAAUGUCUUGGUUACUCCGACUGAAAGAUGACAUCAGAAAGAUACAGGAAGAAUCUAGUGUGGCACCCAUGAGUCCCAGCCAGUCUGAUGAUGAUGAUGAUGAUGAUGAUGAUGAUGAUGCUACAGACUGCGAUGAAGAAUGGAACGUGGAGAACAAUGAUGAAGAGGGAGAUUCAGAUUCGAUGUCAUCAAGUAGGAACAAUGGGGACAACCCUAACGGUCGCUCGCUCAGUGGGAGGGUCUUAUCAUCUGGGAAGACUCCAGGGUUGAAAGAGAUCCAGCGACCUUAUAGCUGUGAUGUAUGUGAGAAAAGUUUCCCACAUUUAGGAGACCUAAAGAGACACCAGAGAAUACACACAGGAGAGAAACCAUAUGGCUGUGAUCAAUGUGGGAAGAGUUUCCGUCAGCCAGGGCAACUGACUAAACACAAGGUAAUACACACUGGAGAGAAAUCUUUUCGCUGUGAUCAAUGUGGGAAGAGUUUUGCUCGAGCAGAUUCCAGGACUGAACACAAGCGAACACACACAGGAUGGAAAUCUUAUGUCUGUGAUCAAUGUGGGAAGAGUUUCACUACCUUAGGAGCACUGACUAUACACCAGAGAAUUCACACAGGAGAGAAACCUUAUGUCUGUGCUGUAUGUGAAAAGAGUUUCCGUCAGUCAGGACAACUGACUAUACACAAGCGAACACACACAGGAGAGAAACCAUAUAAUUGUGAUCAAUGUGAGAAGAGUUUUGCUGAAGCUGGUUCCCUGACUGAACACAAACGAACACAUACAGGAGAGAAACCAUAUGUCUGUGAUCAAUGUGGGAAGAGUUUCACUACCUUAGGAACACUGACUAUACACCAGAGAAUUCACACAGGAGAGAAACCAUAUGUCUGUACUGUAUGUGGAAAGGGUUUCCGUCAAACGGUACAACUGACAAGGCACAAGAGAACACACACGGGAGAUAAAUCUUAUAGAAGCUUUGAUCAAUGAGGGGAUUCGAUCAUCUCGCCUGGGUUGCCUCGGUACGAAGUGUUUGCAUCUGGUGAAAGGUGGAUUGCGUUCGUUUUGGAACCAGGAAAGCCCAUGGCAAAGUCGGCUCAAAACAAAAGUGACAUAGAUUUAAGCUCGUGAAGUAAUGACUGUGAUUCUUUUUUUUUUUCAAAAGCAAGAAGUGAUUGCUUUUGAUAAAAUCAUCUUAUCUGCCUUCUCAAUGAAAACUCAUUUGAUGUUUUAUGGAGAAGAUAUGUAUGUUUCUGAUGCACCGUGGUGGCUUGUUGACAACAUGACCGAGCGAUGCAGAUUACUGUUACAUUUCAGAAGGGCGCUCCUCCAACGCUUUCGCCCGUUUUACGUCACGGGCCAUAGACGGGGGGGGGGGCGUGGCUUAGCAUGAUCCAAUCCGCCCACUGACUUUACACAAGCUAACACACACACUGGAGAGAAGCCUUUCCAAUGCUCUGUGUGGAUAGAGUUACACCAACAUAAGGCUUUUUUGAAAUCUCAGGAGAGAAACCAAACCUCUGUGCUAUAUGUGGAAACAGUUUUCCGUCAGGCAUUACACAACUGACUAGACACAUGCUAACACACAGGGGAGAGGGCUGUGAUCAAUGAGGGAAGAGUUUUGCUCGAGCGGAUUACCUGACUGAUACUCACAGUUGAAGAUGCAUCAGCGAACACACACUGGAGAGAGAGACAUUAUAGAUGUGUGGUCUGCUGUGAGUUUAGUUUAUUAGGAUCCCCAUUUAGCCACAGGAUUUUGGAUCCCCAUUCUUCACGGUUUUGGUACCGUGAAUAAACUCCGUGGUGUGUCUGCUGGGGUAUCUACAGUGUAUUUGGAAAGUAUUCAGACCCCGGGGGAGAAGGACCUUGGCCAGGGCGGUGACCAAGAACACGAUGGUCACUCUGACAGAGCUCCUCAGUUCCUCUGUGGAGAUGGGAGAACCUUCUAGAAGGACAACCAUCUCUGCACUACUCCACCAAUCAGGCCUUUAUGGUAGAGUGUCCAGAUGGAAGCCACUCCUCAGUAAAAGGCACAUGACAGCCCGCUUAGAGUUUGCCAAAAGGCACCUAAAGGACUCUUAGACCAUGAGAAACAAGCAUCAUGCUGUGGGGAUGUUUUUCAGCAGCAGGGACUGGGAGACUAGUCAGGAUCGAGGGAAACAUGAACGGAGCAAGGUACAGAGAGAUCCUUGAUAAAAACCUGCUCCGGACCUCAGACUGGGGCGAUGGUUCAUCUUCCAACAGGACAAUGACCCUAAGCACACAGCCAAGACGACGCAGAAGUGGCUUCGGGACAAGUCUCUGAAUGUCCUUGAGUGGCCCAGCCAGAGACCGGACUUGAACCCGAUCUAACAUCUCUGGAGAGACCUGAAAAUAGCUGUGCAGCGACGCUCCCCAGCCAACCUGACAGAGCUUGAGAGGAUCUGCAGAGAAGAAUGGGGGAAACUCUCCAAAUACAAGUUGGUGUCAUACCCAAGAAAACUCAAGGCUGUAAUCGCUGCCAAAGGUGCUUCAAAAAAAGUACUGAUUUAAAGGGUCUGAAUAGUUAUGUAAAUAUGUCAUUUUUUAAACUUUAUUUGUAUACAUUUGCAACAACAACAAAAAAUUAAAUUAUCAGGUUUUCUUUCAUCAUGGGGUAUUGAGUGUAGAUUGAUGAUAAACAAUUUAAUCAAUUUUAGAAUAAGGCCGUAACGUAACAACGUGGAAUAAAUCAAGGGAACAGAAUACUUCCUGUUCUGAAGUGUAAUUACAAAUACAUUAUACAAGUGGUGAAUUCAACACACAAAUAUUUCUGAAGACAAGAAGUAGUCCAUUUCUCCUCAACUCUCAACCAUACAAGACUAUCAUCCAUGUUGUUGAUGUUAGUUAUAUAUGCGUGUAGUUAAAGGGCAAGGCGUGCUGCUUUAUUUUGAGCCAGGUUUGCUGGGUCUUUUCUGCACCUGAUCAUAUGAGUAGACAGUCAUCAAGAUGGGACAAGACCAGAGUCUGGACAACUAGUACAGUUGAUCUUUGUGUCAGAAACACAGAACAUAUUUUUAUAACAGACACACCUCUCUCCAUCUUCACAACAACUUAGUCAAUAUGACUAGACCAUGUUAACUUCUCCCCAUCUAAACAACAACUUAGUCAAUAUGACUAGACCAUGUUAACUUCUCCCCAUCUUCACAACAACUUAGUCAAUAUGACUAGACCAUGUUAACUUCUCUCCAUCUUCACAACAACUCAGUCAAUAUGACUUGACCAUGUUAACUUCUCUCCAUCUUCACAACAACUCAGUCAAUAUGACUUGACCAUGUUAACUUCUCCCCAUCUUCACAACAACUUAGUCAAUAUGACUAGACCAUGUUAACUUCUCUCCAUCUUCACAACAACUCAGUCAAUAUGACUUGACCAUGUUAACUUCUCCCCAUCUUCACAACAACUCAGUCAAUAUGACUUGACCAUGUUAACUUCUCUCCAUCUUCACAACAACUCAGUCAAUAUGACUUGACCAUGUUAACUUCUCUCCAUCUUCACAACAACUCAGUCAAUAUGUCUUGACCAUGUUAACUUCUCCCCAUCUUCACAACAACUCAGUCAAUAUGACUUGACCAUGUUAACUUCUCUCCAUCUACACAACAACUUAGUCAAUAUGACUUGACCAUGUUAACUUCUCUCCAUCUUCACAACAACUCAGUCAAUAUAACUUGACCAUGUUAACUUCUCCCCAUCUUCACAACAACUUAGUCAAUAUGACUUGACCAUGUUAACUUCUCUCCAUCUUCACAACAACUUAGUCAAUAUGACUUGACCAUGUUAACUUCUCUCCAUCUUCACAACAACUUAGUCAAUAUGACUUGACCAUGUUAACUUCUCUCCAUCUUCACAACAACUUAGUCAAUAUGACUUGACCAUGUUAACUUCUCUCCAUCUUCACAACAACUUAGUCAAUAUGACUUGACCAUGUUAACUUCUCUCCAUCUUCACAACAACUCAGUCAAUAUGACUUGACCAUGUUAACUUCUCUCCAUCUUCACAACAACUUAGUCAAUAUGACUUGACCAUGUUAACUUCAACUUGUUCAAUGGAUACACACCCUUCACGCAACAACCCCAGUUGAGGUUUAGGUCUAAGAGAGAAAGGUUUGAGCCAAACACAAUGCUUUUAGAUGUAUUUAAGUCCAGUGUAUUCUGUAAGUCCUUGCUAAGAGUCUCCGUGAGCUCCCUGGCUGUUGGUGCUGAUGUGUGGAGUCUGCAGUCGUCAGCAAUACAUCGUCAUUUUAGCUUCUUGUAAGAGAAAUGGCAAAUCAUUUGUAAACAUAGAGAAGAAGUAAGGUGUGUUGGUUUGAUGGCAUGUUGAGGGUUUCACUCUGUGAGGGGUUAUAUUUACUUUACGACCUACUGUUAGUGCUUUCAUCUUAAGAUGGCGGAGAGACAGUCACUUUAAAAACGGGUUCAUAUUGUGGGCUCAUAUUGUCAAUUAAAAUGAUGUUAUAAUGUAGAAUGUUUUGCCAAUGUUAUAAGGUACAGUUUUCAUGUUGGAAUUUAAUGUUAUAGGUAGGAGUUUUCAUGUUGUAAUUCAAUCGGUAGAGUUCAUGUUUUUAAUUCAAUGUAAUUAAAAUUUAACGCAUAUGUGCUUUUAGUUUAAUACAUGCCACUGUAUUUUUUGCUUUUAAUGAGAAUAAAUACGAAGCUCCUAUGAA